Trichoderma harzianum CBS 226.95 is the source of this 578-nucleotide messenger RNA. RefSeq lists its product as hypothetical. The coding region runs from base 169 to 504 and encodes 111 amino acids. Lineage: Eukaryota; Fungi; Ascomycota; Sordariomycetes; Hypocreales; Hypocreaceae. The transcript is spliced from 2 exons. The record is from RefSeq and is a predicted model, not a curated record.
UUGCGCCACUUGUAGGUUUCUUGGGAAAUGCAAGCAAAGGCAAACGCCAAAUGAGCGCAUUUCGCACUUGUUUGCCAAUCUCGUCUAUCCCCGAGAUUGUCAAACUAAUGCGGGUUUAUCACAAACAAUGAUGCUACAUGAAUUUGGGACAAGAUAGGAAAAAUUCGGAUGAUUUUGAUGCUCAAUAUAGUACCGACUACCGGCUCAAAUCAUACACCAUUCUUUUGUCAGCUGGGAGAGGCCAUUGGUCACUUGGAGAAUACCCCUCCGCUUGGCGUCACCGUAUCUGUGAAGCAACACCAGAUACCAGCUGCAGAAUGUACUCCGAGUCAACUGAAAUCGUGUUGUACAAGCUUGCUACCAUGUUAUUGGACAUUGAUAUAUGAGUUUUUCAGCCCCAACGCACGCUAUAGCCGCUAUUCUCGAAGAAAAGAAAACACUAGAUCUUUCACUGAGUCAAGUGGCUGGCAUGUUUGCUCGGGAAAUUGCCACACUGAGCCCUAAUUCAACGAGCAAUCACGAAAACAGGGGCAGACACCCACAGGCGUCGUUUGUGCCUUGAGAUCUGCAAUUGCUCC